AUGCGUUCUUUUGCGUCCUGGAUCUUAAGUCUUUUGGGGGCUUCGACUGUGGCGUUAUCUAGUGAUGCCCAGGCCGUGCUCCAUGAUGGUUCGUCUGAUGUGCAGUCACUUACCAAGGACACGUUUGAUGAUUUCAUCAAGAAGCAUGACUUGGUGCUGGCUGAAUUUUUUGCCCCAUGGUGUGGGCAUUGCAAGGCUCUAGCCCCAAAAUACGAGGAAGCCGCCACCCAGUUGAAGGAGAAGGAAAUUCCAUUGGUUAAGAUUGAUUGUACCGAAGAAGAAGAGCUUUGUAGGGAGCAGGGAGUCGAAGGCUAUCCAACCCUGAAGAUCUUCCGUGGUCUUGAUUCUAGCAAGCCAUACCAGGGAGCCCGCCAGACUGAAUCUAUCGUUUCGUACAUGAUCAAGCAGUCACUUCCCGCCGUGUCUACCGUCAAUGAAGAAAAUCUCGAGGAUACUAAGACUAUGGAUAAAGUUGUUGUCAUUGGUUAUUUCGGAUCCGACGAUAAGGCAGCCAGCGAGGCUUUCACAAGCUUGGCAGAGUCUCAGAGAGACAACUACCUCUUCGCUGCAGCUAGUGAUGCGGCUAUUGCAAAGGCGGAGGGCGUCAAGCAACCUUCGGUGGUUCUUUACAAAAAUUUCGACGAGAAAAAAGCCAUUUACACUGGUGAAAUUGAACAGGAAGCCGUCCUCAGUUGGGUUAAGACAGCCAGUACACCCCUUGUAGGUGAAAUUGGCCCGGAGACAUAUACUGGAUAUAUUACAGCUGGCAUCCCUCUGGCAUACAUUUUCGCCGAGACCCAAGAAGAGCGCGAGAAGUUUACGGAGGAAUUUAAACCUAUUGCUGAGAAGCACAAGGGUGCUAUCAAUAUUGCAACAAUCGAUGCUAAGUUGUUUGGGGCCCACGCUGGUAAUCUCAAUCUGGACCCCCAGACUUUCCCCGCGUUCGCCAUUCAAGACCCCGAGAAUAAGGCGAAAUAUCCUUACGAUCAGUCUAAGGGGAUCAAGACCAAGGAUGUUGCCAAGUUUAUCCAAGACGUUCUCGACGGCAAGGUUGAACCCAGUAUUAAGUCCGAGCCUGUUCCAGAGACACAGGAGGGCCCGGUCACCGUUGUGGUAGCCCAUUCCUACAAAGAGCUUGUCAUUGACAACGAAAAGGAUGUCCUUCUCGAAUUUUAUGCGCCAUGGUGCGGACACUGCAAAGCUCUUGCUCCCCAAUAUGAGGAACUGGCGAGUUUUUAUUACAAGAAUCCCGAUUUUGCAUCCAAGGUCACUAUCGCCAAAAUUGAUGCAACCGCCAACGAUGUCCCCGAUUCGAUUACUGGCUUCCCCACAAUCAAACUCUACCCGGCCGGUGCAAAGGACGCUCCUAUUGAAUAUGAUGGAUCUCGUACCAUCGAGGAUCUUGCCAAUUUCGUGAAGGAGAAUGGUAAACAUAAGGUCGCUGUUACUCUCGACAAGACCGAGGAGGGUGAUGUCACCGAGACUCCUGCUUCUGGCGAGGACGAGCCCGCUGCUACAGAUGAUGAUAAGGUGGACCAUGAUGAACUGUAA
This is a messenger RNA of Aspergillus tanneri, 1551 nucleotides long. It is a transcript of the gene pdiA, whose product is annotated as protein disulfide isomerase PDI1. NCBI's taxonomy places the organism in Eukaryota, Fungi, Ascomycota, Eurotiomycetes, Eurotiales, Aspergillaceae. The transcript has 4 exons. Gene Ontology annotation, biological process: protein folding; response to endoplasmic reticulum stress. Gene Ontology annotation, molecular function: protein disulfide isomerase activity. The record is from RefSeq and is a predicted model, not a curated record. Gene Ontology annotation, cellular component: endoplasmic reticulum. Bases 1 to 1551 code for a protein of 516 amino acids.